This is a messenger RNA of Labrus mixtus (cuckoo wrasse), 957 nucleotides long. It is a transcript of the gene rcvrn2, whose product is annotated as recoverin 2. The record is from RefSeq and is a predicted model, not a curated record. The transcript is spliced from 5 exons. NCBI's taxonomy places the organism in Eukaryota, Metazoa, Chordata, Actinopteri, Labriformes, Labridae. The coding region runs from base 360 to 941 and encodes 193 amino acids. Gene Ontology annotation, molecular function: calcium ion binding.
CAGCUGAAGCCAAUGAUAGUCCCCCAGAAACCAAAGGCCAGCAUGCAGGAACCACAGGACAGCUCAGCACCCCCCGUCACCACAGUGAUGCCCGCCAACGAGACGACUCCUCCUGGAGUGUGUUUUCCCCUGCCCUCCUUAUCCGUCACUGUCUUACUGUCGAGACUCAAUCCUCCAGCAAUCGCCUGCCCUCUCAACACACAGCAUCCACAAACAGGAGAGCUCAAGCUGAGGAACAAAACAUUUUGAUCGCAGAAGAAGCGCAGGUGGCAAAAGAGAAGAUAACAACUCAGGUGGCAAAGAUUUGCCAGUGAGUUUGUCGGAACUGACAUACUGCUAAAACACUUAAAGCAACUACAAUGGGGAAUUCCACCAGUAGCGCACUAUCAAAGGAGAUCCUGGAGGACCUGAAGCUCAGCACCAAAUUCACUGAGAAUGAGAUCAGCCAGUGGUACGAGAACUUUCAGAAGCAGUGCCCGACAGGCCGCAUAUCACCCGAAGAGUUUGAGCAGAUUUACACACGUUUCUUUCCUGAGAGCGAUGCCAAGAGCUACGCUCGACAUGUGUUUCGCUCCUUCGACACCAACGACGACGGCACAUUGGACUUCAAGGAGUACAUCAUUGCGCUGCACAUGACCUCCACCGGGAAGACGACCCGGAAACUGGAGUGGGCCUUCUCGCUGUUUGAUGUCGACAAGAACGGAUACAUCAACAAGACAGAGGUGACGGAGAUCUGCCAGGCCAUAUUUAAGCUGAUCCCCAAGGAGGAGCAAAUCAAGUUACCGGAGGAUGAGAACACACCCGAGAAGAGAGCCAACAAGCUGUGGUCCUACUUCGAAAAGAAAGACAACGAGCGACUGGCUGAAGGAGAGUUCAUCAAAGGAGUGAUUGAAAACGAAAAUGCAAUGCGACUCAUUCACUACGAACCAGUCAAACAAUAAAGUCAAUCCUGUUUUA